Caenorhabditis briggsae is the source of this 1488-nucleotide messenger RNA. Gene Ontology annotation, cellular component: membrane. The transcript has 10 exons. NCBI's taxonomy places the organism in Eukaryota, Metazoa, Nematoda, Chromadorea, Rhabditida, Rhabditidae. The coding region runs from base 1 to 1488 and encodes 495 amino acids. Gene Ontology annotation, biological process: polysaccharide biosynthetic process. The record is from RefSeq and is a predicted model, not a curated record.
AUGAGACUGGAUCUACAAUGUCUUCGGGGUAUAGCUAUUCUACUUGUAUUGAUCUUUCAUCUUUUCCCCAAAGUGUUCAUAAAUGGAUUUUUGGGAGUUGACAUAUUCCGAAGAAUUCUUCCUCUAUACUAUCUAAUUGUGUUCUUAAUAGUUCUUCCUCUAUACUAUCUAAUUGUGUUCUUAAUAGAUAAUGCUGGUUUUAUGGCCGUUUUUUGGAACAAAAUCAAAUUUAAAAGUUUCCCUAAAGAAAAAGACGAACAAAAUGGGACUAUUUUUGAAUUUCCAUUUGUCGAAAAAGACCUAUUCACACUAUCUUUGUCAAUUCUGGCAUGCUUUCUAUUACCAAACAAAAUCAAUGUUCUGAUAAUGCGCCCACUGGUCACAUUGGCUACUUCUUUCAUUAUCGUAGCUGAAAAUAAGAAUUGCCGGAUUCUAACAUCUGAAACACUGGGAUAUAUUGGAGACAUCUCACACGUAUUGUAUCUAGUACACUGGCCAGUGAUUGCUAUAUUUCAGCCGUACACAGUUAAAAACUAUGUAUUCGUAAUACUUUUCACUUUCCUGUCUUCUAUCUUCUUCCAUCACUUUUACGAGCAGAAAUAUUUGAAAUUAGAUUCGAAAAUUUUGAUUCCAUUUGUGGUAAUAUUGAUUCUUGGGAACGCUGUAUUGCAGUACAACCUUCAAGAAGUAAUUGAUGCCAACAAAGCACAACUACCGUAUUCCUGGGUUCGCGAGCCGAUAGAUUUCGGCUGCACCGAACAGCCAAUAGACAAUUCAGAAGAGGUUUCCAAAAUAAUCAUCGGUUAUAAUACAUGUCCCAAUGGUCGUGGAAAUAUUUCAAUCAUGAUGAUUGGAAACAGCUACGUUCUGAACAUGAGAAAUCCAAUUCAAGCCCUUUUUAAUUACAAUUACUCAAGUUUCAAAUACAGUGCUCUUGGAGAUUCCUACGGAUUCUACGCAAACAAUCCUGGGUCUUACGCAGCGGUGGAUUACAAUCUGCGAGAGCUUGAACUUUACAAACCUGAUGUCUUGUUCAUAUUGAAUAGAUAUCCUAUAUCCCUCAGAGGACCAAUAGAAGAAAAUGAUGUUCAUGUUCAACAAUUGAAUGAAAACCUCAAGUCUUUUGAGAAGCAUGUGAAGAAAAUUUACAUUAUGGAUACACAUCCGUUAUAUAAAUUUGGAUAUGUUGAUUUCUUUUUGCAAAACGUUGUUAAUCGACCUGAAGCUCUAGAAAGUCUUCAUUUAGACCGUAGAGAAGCGGAUAAAGUAAUGAAAUACACAAAAGAACGAUUCAGUAUGGUGAAAUGGGAAAAGUGUCAAUUCUUCGAUCUCAGCCACGUGUUUCUCGACGGAGAUAAGUAUUUGAAUUUCGACCGAGACACUCUAGUAUCUUAUAUUGACAACACUGUGCAUCUCUCUCCAGCAGGUCUGAAGUUAUGUGAACCUGUGUUUAAAAAAAUUGUUGAAGAAAUUAUGAACGAAAUCUGA